Messenger RNA from Penaeus indicus, 540 nucleotides. RefSeq lists its product as uncharacterized. The coding region runs from base 1 to 540 and encodes 179 amino acids. Gene Ontology annotation, molecular function: GTP binding; calcium channel regulator activity. Lineage: Eukaryota; Metazoa; Arthropoda; Malacostraca; Decapoda; Penaeidae. Gene Ontology annotation, cellular component: plasma membrane. The record is from RefSeq and is a predicted model, not a curated record. The transcript has 4 exons.
AUGGUAAAGAAAUGGAAAAGAAUCACUUGCACCAACAUCCAUGGCCCCAAGCCCGACACACAACACAAAAGGAAACCAAGGAAGGAGAGGCGCCCCCGCCAGGCCGCCGACGACCCGUCCGUCAGGCCUGGGCAGAGUUACUGCUCGGGUGGAAUUCCUGCAGCAGUAAAUUAUGAUCAUGGAGGAGUCGCACUGACUGCCCCUCUCCCCCCUCCGCCACAGACGGGGGUGUGCCGCCUUCGCCAGUUCAGCAUCACGUCGCGGGGGGGCGUCGUCAACCGGGGCGACUCCCUGCGUCCUCGUCGCUCCGCCUCCAACACGUCGGUCACCUCCAGCGUCUCCUCCUGCAGCCGGGAGCGCAUCCCCAGCAUCGGGUCCAUCGCCUCCACGCCCGGCUGCAGCAAGGUCCCCACGCCCACGUCCAGCCCGCAGUACCGCGUGGUCAUGAUCGGGGCGGCGGCCGUCGGCAAGUCCACGCUCAUCACGCAGUUCAUGACGUCAGAGUACAUGUGUGCCUACGACGACUCGCCAGUAUCGUAG